GCGGCAUUUUCAUGUCGGUGGUGACACUUCAGCUGGGUCAGUGCGGCAAUCAAGUGGGAUUGUCCUUCUUCGACAAGUUGUCGACUGAGCUGCAGCAUUUCUCGGCGGAAGAUCGCGAAUGCUUCUUUCGGUCGCACGAUUCCAAAACUAUUGCAGGGCACGAUGAAGCACGACAACGUGCAACCGCCCGGGCAGUGUUGAUUGACAUGGAACCCAAGGUGGUCAAUCAAUGCUUUGAGAACGCUGGCCGCGCGACUGGAGGCAUACCAUGGCAGUACGAUGCUGCAAACAUCGUGUGUGAACAAAGUGGGUCUGGGAACAAUUGGGCGUAUGGCUACGCAGUUCAUGGCACAGGCUGCCACGAGGGCGUGUUGGAUGUCGUGAGAAAGGAAGUCGAGCGUUGCGACUACUUCAAGGGAUUCCUGGCGCUGCAAAGUUUGGCCGGCGGCACGGGUUCUGGAUUGGGAUCUUACGUGUGCGAUAGCUUGCGCGAGCUGUACCCAUCGUCGUAUCUCCUCAACUCAGUUGUGUGGCCAUAUCGAUCUGGCGAAGUUAUUGUACAAAACUACAACACUCUCCUUACGAUGGCGUGCCUCUCCGAGUCAUCGGACGGCAUGCUCAUAUUGGAAAACGACCUGUCCGAUCAAAUAUGCCAGCGUUUACUUGCGAUUCCAGCUCCGUCGUUUGCUCAAAUGAACCAAGUGCUGGCCAACCACCUGGCUGCCGUGUUACUUCCAGUUCUGCCAUUUCAAAAACGAACGCACUCAUCUCGAUUCUCCAGCUGCGCUUUGCCGUCUAUCCUGCAACACUUGUGCGCCCAUCCCGGAUACAAGCUCCUCAACGUGAAGCUUGUUCCCCAGUUGGCAACGAGGUCCCGGGAGUUUAGUGCACAUCAAUGGCCAGGCGUUCUCAAGCAUUUGCACCAAAUGCACAUUGCAAACUCGGGCAUGGACGAAGGCGUUCGUUGGGAUGUGUCUCUCGACAACGGCCAGAUAUUCAACAAAAGCGUGGCAAGCAUGCUCUUCUUGAGGGGCCCGCACAGCGACCAGUUGGGCCAAGUUGACCCAAGUGCAUUUCGAGAUUCUCGCUUGUACACUUCGUGGUCCAUGGUGCCGUUCACAUGCAUGUAUCAUCCGCUCCCGUUCAGUCAAUAUGACAAAACGGCGGCUCUUUUGAGCAACUGCCAAGCCAUGCUUCCGCAAGUGGAAGCAAUGCUCGAGAAAGCACAUCACAUGUUCACAUCCAACGCGUACGUCCACCAAUACGCGGCACAUGGCGUCGAGGCGGACUUUUUCCGGUCCUGUUUUCUGCGGCUUGAUCAAAUGGUUGUGAAUUACAAAGCCAUGUAAUGACCUGCAGCACUUCAGCCUUGCCGGUGGAGCAGCGUGCACUGCAGCACGUUAAGAGGCCAUGGACACGUACUCGUGGAGUGAACGAAUCACAGUAAUGAAUUGGUCUUCGAUCCCUGCUCUGUGGACGACUCGUCUACUUUUUUUCUCGCCACAGUGCCUAGAUGCCCACGACGGCAGAGACACCCACCGAGGUCAUGGCCAAGUCCAAGACGGUGUGCAUCGUGAUCGAUCGGGCGGGAUUGUUCGCAGAUUGUCGUUUAAAGUUGGAUUCAUCAUCGAUGGGGACGCCACGCGCGGUACAGCGAUUGUUUCUUGAUUCGCUUCGUUGAUUGGAAUCUUGAGCUGUGGACAUACUG
Messenger RNA from Aphanomyces invadans, 1708 nucleotides. RefSeq lists its product as hypothetical. Gene Ontology annotation, biological process: microtubule cytoskeleton organization; mitotic cell cycle. Gene Ontology annotation, molecular function: GTP binding; structural constituent of cytoskeleton. Gene Ontology annotation, cellular component: microtubule; cytoplasm. Bases 12 to 1349 code for a protein of 445 amino acids. The transcript is spliced from 14 exons. The record is from RefSeq and is a predicted model, not a curated record. NCBI's taxonomy places the organism in Eukaryota, Oomycota, Saprolegniomycetes, Saprolegniales, Verrucalvaceae.